Messenger RNA from Humulus lupulus (European hop), 1881 nucleotides. Its product is annotated as endoglucanase 10-like. Gene Ontology annotation, biological process: carbohydrate metabolic process. The record is from RefSeq and is a predicted model, not a curated record. Gene Ontology annotation, molecular function: hydrolase activity, hydrolyzing O-glycosyl compounds. The transcript is spliced from 6 exons. NCBI's taxonomy places the organism in Eukaryota, Viridiplantae, Streptophyta, Magnoliopsida, Rosales, Cannabaceae. Bases 1 to 1881 code for a protein of 626 amino acids.
AUGUCCUCUGCGAGUACUCGAGUUAACAUAGAACGACACCCCAUUGAGUUCGUCCACUCCAUAUCAGAAGCCGGUCGUUUACUCCCCUCGUCGAGCCGGUGGAACUCGAUAGAGCUCGAGUAUAGCCUUUUUCCACCAUCUCUUUCAACUUAUGAUUCACUUCCCUCAAAAUUCUCUAAAUCGGUUAAUUUUGAUCUUGUUAUCACUGACAAAAAGUUCUUCAAACGUUUUCUUUACAUAUCAGCUUUAGUCAUUUUUCUCAUCAUUUCUCUCAUUUUGCUUGUACACUUUUUUCCCCGGAAAAAUCAUCACCAUGGACCUUCUAAGAAUCUCACGCUUGCGGUCAACCAAGCUCUCACUUUCUUUGACGCUCAAAAGUCUGGGCCCUAUCCGAAGAACAGUCCCGUGAAAUUUCGAGGAGAUUCGGGGUUGGAGGAUGGCAAAUUUGGUACGGUACAAGCUGAUCUUGUGGGUGGUUUUUAUGAUUCAGGGAACAACAUGAAGUUUAGCUUUCCUACAGCUUAUACAGUAACGUUAUUGAGUUGGAGUGUGAUUGAAUAUCACCAAAAAUAUAGUGAGAUAGGUGAGCUUGACCAUGUUAAGGACAUCAUCAAAUGGGGUACUGAUUAUUUGCUCAAACUUUUCGUUCCUCCUUUCAAUUCAACUUCAGAUACCAGAUUGUAUUCCCAGGUUGGGACAGCGGGAAAAGACACAAAAACACCAAACGACAUGAACUGUUGGGAAAGACCAGAGGACAUGGAUUAUACGAGACCAGUUUCGUAUUGUGAUAGUUCAAAGGCAUCGGAUCUGGCGGGAGAAAUGGUGGCGGCGUUAUCAGCAGCAUCGUUAGUGUUCAAGGAAGAAAGUAGUGAUGGUGAUCAAUACUCAGAAAAAUUGGUCAAAACAGCUGAGAAGUUGUUUGAAGUGGCGACUAGGAAAGACCCUUCUGAGCAAGGAACAUACACUAGUGAUAUUGAUGAUAAGUGUGGAAAAGAAGCAAGACAGUUUUAUAAUUCAUCUGGGUACUUAGAUGAGCUUGUCUGGGCAGGCACUUGGUUGUUCUUCGCUACUGGGAACACUUCUCAUCUUGAAUAUGCAACCCAAAUGUUUACUUCCGCACGCAGUAAUCAGACCAUUUUCGACCAAGGCUUGUUCUAUUGGAACAACAAGCUUACUGCUAACGCCAUUUUGCUAACUCGUCUCCAAUUCUUUAAUGACCUUGGCUUUCCUUACGAAGACGCCAUGAGUGAAUCGGCAGCUAUGAUAAACUCCCUAAUGUGCUCUUAUGUUUCGGCUCCAAACUUCAACAACACUACACCAGGUGGAUUAGUGAUACAAACGGUAGAAGAUGGGGCACCACUACUCCAAUUCAGUGCAACGGCCUCUUUCCUCAGUAAGUUGUACAGUGACUAUCUCCAAGCCCUAAGAAGGUCUGGUGGAAGCUGCACUGAUCAUAGCUUCUCCAUUGAAAUGCUUAGGACCUUCUCCACAUCUCAGGUGAAUUAUAUACUAGGAGAUAACCCAAUGAAGAUGAGCUACAUGGUGGGAUUUGGUGGCCAGUAUCCAAAACAAGUUCACCAUAGGAGUGCCUCCAUUCCAUGGGACGAUCAACCUUACACCUGCGAGGAUGGACACAAAUGGCUACAGUCUAAGGACCCAGACCCUAAUAUUUUGGUCGGGGCGAUGGUGGCCGGACCAGACCAAUCUGACAAGUUCUUAGACCAAAGGGACAAACCAUGGUUCACCCAACCCACUAUUUCAAGCAAUGUUGGUUUGGUUGCUGCUCUCAUUGCUCUCCAUGAUCCUCCUCUUCCUACCCAUUCCUCUAGCCCUAACUUGGGAAUAGACAUUUUAGGUCUCUUUGAAAAUAUCAAAUUAUAA